Eubalaena glacialis (North Atlantic right whale) is the source of this 2542-nucleotide messenger RNA. RefSeq names its product syntaxin binding protein 4 (gene STXBP4). Bases 626 to 2302 code for a protein of 558 amino acids. Lineage: Eukaryota; Metazoa; Chordata; Mammalia; Artiodactyla; Balaenidae. The transcript is spliced from 18 exons. Gene Ontology annotation, cellular component: cytoplasmic vesicle. Gene Ontology annotation, biological process: regulation of insulin secretion involved in cellular response to glucose stimulus; insulin receptor signaling pathway. The record is from RefSeq and is a predicted model, not a curated record. Gene Ontology annotation, molecular function: syntaxin binding.
GCAUGCCCACGGCCGCCGCGGCCACAUACGUGAGGACGGUCUUGUUCCGCCGCCGCCAAUCCUCCUCCUGUGCGCGCGUGAAGGGGUUCGUGCUCUUCGGCCGCCGCGGCGGCUGCACCGCCAAGCUCGGGCGCCUCCAUGUCCCGAGCCGUCUCAGCUCCCUCUCAGCACCCCCUGUCCCGCUCCUCCCCGACCUGAGACAAGACUCUACCCUCUCCGCAGCCCUGGUCGGGUUCCCAGGGUGGUUCCAGGGCCACCCGCAGAAAGCCACGGGCCUCCAUCCCGUACGCCAGAGCCCUCCCAUGGCACGGAAAGAACGCCGGCCUGUCAGAGGCCAGAGGCCAGAUCUCGCGAGGCCUGCUCUGUCUCGCGAUCUCUGGGUUGAGCCAGCCGCUGCCUUGGCUACGGGGCUCCUCAGGUGGCGGCGUUUGUAGUGGGGCUACGGGGGCUGGGUUGCCGGGAAAGUAUUUAAGAAGCUCAUGGAGUAAUAUGAGUCAGAGUAAUAUAGGAUCUGCAGGAAGUCCCUCAAGAUAGUUGGUGAAAAGAAAAGAAGAAUUUAUAGACUCUUCGUCAAGAUCUUCAUUUAUACAGCUGUUAAAUCCAAGGCUACAGUGGUAGUGAAACCAUGAAUAAAAAUACAUCUGCUGUAGUAUCAUCCGGGCUACUUGAAAAGGAUCCUGCCUUUCAGAUGAUUACAGUUACCAAGGAGACAGGCCUUGGUCUGAAGAUCCUAGGAGGAAUUAACCGGAAUGAAGGUCCCUUGGUAUAUAUUCAGGAAAUCAUUCCUGGAGGAGACUGUUAUAAGGAUGGACGUUUGAAGCCAGGAGAUCAACUUGUCUCAAUAAACAAGGAGUCUAUGAUUGGUGUAUCAUUUGAAGAAGCAAAAAGCAUAAUUACCAGAGCCAAGUUGAGGUCAGAAUCUGCUUGGGAGAUAGCAUUCAUAAGACAGAAAUCUCACAGCAGUCAUUUAGAAAAUCCAUCGUGUUCAUCCCUUUUACAAGCUACAGGAGAAUAUGGACCUCAAGCCUCAAAAUUUAGUCUUCUUUCUUCUCCCCCUGAAAUACUAAUUCCAAAGACCUCAUCCACUCCCAAAUCUACAGAUGCCAUUUUACCUUCUUUUACGAUAAAUCAGAUAAAAACUGGAUACAAGAAAACAGAACAGAUUCCAAUUACUUCUUCAGACAACAGCCCUACAGAUAUGCCUAAUACAGAUAUUGCCCCUGCCUUGACUGAUAAUUAUGGACCACAAGGAAAGAAGAUUUCCCUAAAUCCCUCUGUUCGCCUUAAAGUAGAGAAACUGGAAAUGGCUCUAAAUUAUCUUGGUAUUCAGCCCACAAAGGAACAACACCAAGCCCUGAGACAGCAAGUGCAAGUAGACCCAAAGGGGACAGUGUCUUUUGGAGAUUUUGUCCAGGUUGCCAGAAACUUGUUUUGCUUGCAUUUGGGUGAAGCAAAUGUUGGUGCACAUGAAAUUUCCAACAUAUUAGACUCACAGCUUCUUCCCUGUGAUUCCUUAGAAGCAGAUGAAAUGGAAAGGCUUAAGCAUGAAAGAAAUGAUGCCUUGGAAGAAGUGAAUACACUUAAGGAAAAAUUAUUUGAAUCGGAAAGGCAAAGGAAACAAUUGACAGAAGAACUCCAGAAUGUGAAACAAGAAGCCAAAGCUGUGGUCGAAGAAACAAGAGCCCUGCGAAGUCGGCUUCAUCUUGCCGAAGCUGCACAGAGACAGGCACACGGAAUGGAAAUGGAUUAUGAAGAAGUGAUCCGUCUGUUAGAGGCCGAGAUUACAGAGCUGAAGGCUCAGCUUGCUGAUUAUUCUGACCAAAAUAAAGAAAGUGUUCAGGAGUUAAGAAAGCGAAUCACAGUACUUGACUGCCAAUUGCGAAAAUCAGAAAUGGCUCGAAAAACUUUUGAGGCAUCCACUGAAAAGCUUCUUCAUUUUGUAGAGGCUAUUCAAGAAGUGUUUUGUGAUAAUCCUCUUCCUUUGUCAAAUUUAAGUGAAAGAAGAGCUAUGUUAGCUUCCCAGACGUCCCUCACACCACUGGGAAGGAGUGGACGUAACAUCCCAGCAACGCUGGCACUUGAAUCUAAGGAACUUGUUAAAUCUGUCCGUGCCAUACUUGAUAUGGAUUGUCUACCUUACGGGUGGGAGGAAGCUUACACAGCAGAUGGAAUCAAGUACUUCAUCAAUCACGUAACACAGACUACAUCCUGGAUGCAUCCCGUCAUGAGCGCACUGACCCUGUCCUGCUCAGAGGAGAAUGAAGAGGAUUGCUCCAGAGAACUUCCUGACCAGAAGAAUUGAUGGUUUUCUGCGGGAAGCUGCGGUCCAUGGUCUUCUGGCAUCUCCGUCGACGUGGAGGACUCUGAGACGCGACAUCUAAAAUAGGAGUAAAACACACACUACUUAGUGAAGUUGUGAAAUGGAGACUGGAUUUAAGCUAUUUUUGUAAAACUUUUUGAUAUAACUGUAUACAUUUACAAAAUUAAUUGCCACUACAGUAGUUCUUUAGGAAUAAUCUAGUCCUGUUUUUGAAAUCAUAUG